Nasonia vitripennis (jewel wasp) is the source of this 1364-nucleotide messenger RNA. RefSeq names its product pancreatic triacylglycerol lipase. The record is from RefSeq and is a predicted model, not a curated record. NCBI's taxonomy places the organism in Eukaryota, Metazoa, Arthropoda, Insecta, Hymenoptera, Pteromalidae. Gene Ontology annotation, molecular function: lipase activity. Bases 58 to 1179 code for a protein of 373 amino acids. The transcript has 7 exons.
AACUACUCUUCGAGUUUGAAUUUUUUUUCUUGCCACUGAUUUUUUUCUAUACUUACAAUGAGAAGCUUAUUUGCGUAUUUUCUAAUUGUUGCAUUGAUCGAUAGAGCAUUUACAGAAACCGCGGAGCUGGAUUGUUCUGAUACUUCGACUUCAAUAAUAGGCCAAGUUUUUCAUUAUUUUAAAAGUGAUACCGGCCACUAUGUAGACGCAAAGUUUUUUCUCUCAACAAAGUCUGCGAAAACCCAGGUAUAUUUUGAUGUGAACGACUGGUCAGGCAUUGAAUCAGCUGGUUUUGACCCCUUCAAAAAAACUGUUUUCAUCAUUCAUGGAUACGCGUCUAAUGGUAAAAAGCCCUGGGUAACAGAAAUGACACAUUCAAUUCUGUAUCAUAUGGAUGUAAACGUAAUAGCGGUUGAUUGGAGUAAUAGCAGUAGUAGCUGGAAUUAUGUAAACACGGCUCGGCAUACGCAACGUGCAAGUCGCAAAAUUUUCGAAUUUUUGCAGACUAUAAAAUCCCACAAAGGUGCAGUGGUGAAAGGUCAUAAGUGGAAUAUUUUAUACUUUAUUGGGCACAGUCUUGGUUCUCAUAUAAGCGGACAAACGGCCCACUUAUUGAAACAAGAUAGUUUUUGGAAAGUAGAAAGGAUUACGGGAUUAGAUCCAGCUCAGCCGUGCUUUAUAAAUGUCGAUUCAAGUUUAAAAAUCGACAAAGCACACGCUGAUUUCGUCGAUAUUAUUCACACACAAGGUGGAAAAAGAGACAACAAUGAAGCUUUUGGGUUAAACGCAGUAUUGGGUCAUGUUGAUUUCUAUGUUAAUGGCGGUUUAUUGCAGCCAGCGUGUUCAGAUACAUAUAUAACCUUAAACGCAAUGAUUUGUAGUCAUAAAAUUGCAACUGAAUAUUUCAUUGAAACUAUUGAUAAUGAAAUGAUGAAUCUUUGCACCUUUGACAGUUCUGCCUGGGAUGGCACAUAUGCGGAUGCAGAAAGACUCUUGGAAUUGAAAAAAAAGGGUGAAAUAUGUCAGAAAUGUCCUAAAAUGGGCAUUGAAGCUUCCAAAAGUUCCGCCAGAGGGAAAUUCAUAGUAUUCACAUCAUCGUCACUUCUGUAUUGUAAAUUUAAUUUAGUCGAUUAUGAUAAGAUAAAGAAAGUUUUGGAGAAUUUACAGGCAAAUAAAUAGUAAAUAUUUUAUGCAGAGGCAAUGUGCUAUGAGAUGUAUGUACAACAUACUAUAGGCAAUUGAAAUUAAAAUAAACUUUUAAAUACAUUGAAAGUAAAAUUAUUAGAAUGAAAAUUAAUAAUGACAUAUACUCCUUGAAUGAAUUUUACUUUAUGAAAUAAUAAUAAUGAUGUAUACUCCUUGAA